Molecule: messenger RNA, 1077 nt
Organism: Dendronephthya gigantea
Lineage: Eukaryota; Metazoa; Cnidaria; Anthozoa; Malacalcyonacea; Nephtheidae
Exons: 2
Coding region: 1-1077 (358 amino acids)
Source: RefSeq, a predicted model, not a curated record
AUGGCUACUUUUAAACAAGCUCGUGACUUGCUGUUAGUCAGUUAUUACCACAAGCACAUUACGGCCGAACAAUUAUUCGUAUUGCUGGAAGAAAAUACAUUGCACAACCCGGAGUUCAACUACGGGCAGUACGAGAGAUUUGAUCUGGAAAGUAUCCUUGAACCUGAGUGUCGAUCAAAUUUUAGAUUUGAUAAAGCAGAUAUUCCUGUUUUGGCAGAUGUGCUUGGCUUACCAGAGACGUUCCAUUGCGAUCAAGGAACAGUAGCAAGAAAACUCGAGGCCAUAUGUAUACUUUUAAGGCGUUUAGCUUUUCCAUGUCGGUAUGCGGACAUGAUACAAUUGUUUGGCCGGCCGGUACCAGAGUUAUGUAUGAUAACAAACAAGAUUUUGGAUUUUAUAUAUGAACGCCAUGGACACAGACUAACCGAAUGGAACGAAAACCUCAUGAACCCGGAAAAUCUCCAGAUUUAUGCCGAUACGGUUUACCGGAAAGGUGCAGCGCUCUCUAAUUGCUUCGGGUUUGUUGAUGGCACGGUCAGACCUAUAUGCAGACCCAUCGCACUUCAGCGUUUUGUGUACAAUGGCCAUAAACGGACUCAUGCCAUUAAAUUCCAGUCUGUUACAUUGCCAAAUGGAAUAAUUGCUAAUAUGUUUGGCCCAGUUGAGGGUAAAAAACAUGAUGCUGGAAUGUUGGCGGAUUCUGGCCUACUGAACGACCUGGAAAAUCAUGCUUUUUCUGCUGAUGGAGAGCCAAUGUGCAUAUACGGAGACCCUGCAUACCCUUUACGGGUCCACCUUCAGGCCCCAUUUCGUGGUGCAGUGAUGACGCCUGCCAUGGAAGAAUUCAAUCGAUCAAUGAGCACUGUUCGGGUAUCAGUGGAAUGGGCAUUUGGUGAAGUAGUGCGGUCAUUUAAGUGUCUCGACUUCAAAAGCAAUUUGAAGCUUGGCUUAAGUUGUGUGGGCAAGAUGUAUCUUGUUUCUGCAAUAAUACAGAAUGCCCUUUCAUGCCUGUAUGGCAACAUUACAUCAACAUUUUUUGAUUUAAAUCCCCCAACUAUUCAAGAAUACUUUUCUUAA